CCCCGCCAGUCCCACAAGGCGCCGCGGGCCGCUCGUACGCGAGUUCCGGGCGGGGCGUUCCCGCGCCCGUAGCAACCGCAGCGUUCGCGGUAUCCACGGCACCAUGGCAAAAGCAACGACCAUCAAAGAGGCUCUAGCUAGAUGGGAGGAGAAGAGUGGCCAGAAGGCUUCAGAGGCAAAGGAAGUGAAACUGUAUGGGCAGGUUCCUCCUGUAGAAAAGAUGGAUGGCGCUCUCUCCACUCUUGUUAACUGCGAGAAACUGUCGCUGUCUACAAACUGCAUUGAUAGAAUUGCCAACUUGAACAACCUAAAAAAUUUGAGGAUUCUGUCUUUGGGAAGAAAUAACAUAAAGAACUUGAAUGGAUUGGAGGCAGUUGCUGACACUUUAGAGGAGCUGUGGAUCUCAUACAACUUAAUUGAGAAACUGAGGGGUAUCCGUGUAAUGAAGAAACUGAAGGUUCUUUAUAUGUCAAAUAAUUUGGUGAAAGAGUGGGCAGAGUUUGUGAGACUGUCAGAGCUGCCAGUACUAGAGGAGUUGGUGUUUGUAGGCAAUCCACUACAAGAGAAAUUUGCUGCUGAUCAGAACAGUUGGAUUGAAGAAGCAACCAAACGGGUACCCAAGCUGAAAAAGCUGGAUGGUACUUUAGUUGUUAAAGAAGAAGAGGAAGAAGGAGCGGAAGGAGCGGAAGGAGCAGAAGGAGGAAACUGAUGACACUUUCUUGUUGGGUAUUAAAUUAUUAAAGUAACUCCAGAUAGCUUGGCACAUAAACUUUUAUAAGUAUUUGUUUUGAAGAAAAUCUUUGGGCAGUUUUCAAAAGAACAGCUUAUCUCCACAGUCUCUCACCCAAAGAGUUAGUUACCAAAAAUUGCUCACACUGGUUUGUCAAGCUUAUGACACCUUCUGUAGAGACUAGUGGAGCUGAGUUUACUUGCUGUUUGGCUAGCAAGAGAUCUUUAUUUAAAUUAAUACAUAACUAUUUUUAAAUCCUGAUUAGUGGUGCUUGUUAUUCACUCUUGGGUUAUAAAAGAACUGUUUUAGCUUUUUUGGUGCUGCUGGCCAACAUUGAAUUGGAAACUCUGAGGCCAGAAGAACAAUGUUGUGGGUUAGAGACACCUAACAAGCUUUUUUGUGUUUAAUUUUGUCAUGGCACUUUCUCAAUAUUUUUAAUAUGUGAGUUUGCCUUUUCAUUCCUUGAAGAGUUAUGCCAAACAGGCCCAGUAGUUGCAGACAUACGCACAAGAAGGUAUUGAUCUGACGAGCGCCUGUUCCUGGCCCCAAGUCUUGAAAUGGGCUUCUCACAUUGGAACUCAACUGCAUUGCUUAGAGCCAUGUAUAACUUAUAUAUUUAUUUAUUUUUAAGAGGCAUGGGAAUUCUUUGCAUGGUUUCAGUAAAAUACCUGCUAACUUUGAGGUUUGUCUCUUAGUAGGAAAUUACUUUAGAUUGGAAUAUGUGGCCUAGUAGCCUACAGCUGGUUUCUGGCUUUGGAUUGGGCAUAAUCCUUCUCAGCUCUGGAAUCUUAGGCUGAUAGUAAGAGAAACUAACAGCAAACAGAAGACUUGGGCUUGAGGACAGAAAAUUUUCAUUUUGGGGAUACUCAUUUUUUGUGAAAGCACAGGUGAGAGAAAGUAUAUGUAGUUAGUGGGAACGGUGAGGUGAGGUGAGGUGAGGUGAGGUGAGGUGAGGUGAGGUGAGGUGAGGUGAGGUGAGGUGAGAUGAGAUUAGAUAAUGAUGAGAUGAGAUGAGAUGAGAUGAGAUGAGAUGAGAUGAGAUGAGAUGAGAUGAGAUGAGAUGAGAUGAGAUGAGAUGAGAUGAGAUGAGAUGAGAUGAGAUGAGAUGAGAGGAGAGGAGAGGAGAGCAUUGGUAAAAAAACUAUUGAGGAGGUACUGAAUGUGCUAUAUUGCAGGGUAACCAGUUUUAGUAAAGCCUUCUUAUGUGGCUAUUUCUAGUGAAAAGCAUUCAACAAUGAUGAAGACAUACCUGAUUGCACUCUGGGAUGCCAAUAGUAUGGUUUUUCUUCUCUUUGAAGAAUAGAUGGAGUCACCUGAGUAGAUUUUUCUGCAGCUACUUUUUGGUUUUUUAACAAGUUUUUCUUCUAAUUUGUGGUACUAUCUUUUUUUUAAAUUGAAGUGGCAACAAGUGUAACUGCUGGUUCCAGCCUAGGUAUAGAAGGGAUGGGGGCAGAAUGCCAUUCUUAAGUUAUUUUGUUCAUGAAGGUGUGGCAGGAGUCGAAGUCUUGGAAAUCAAGUUCAGAGAUGAAAUGGUAGAAUUGGCCCAGGCCAAUCAGUGGUACUGAUCUCAAGCUCCAGGAAUAAUUGUAAUAGGUGAUUCUCUCUAAUCAGUUUCUAAGUGAACACUGUGAAGUAAAUGCUUACAAGACAAUCACAAUUUAAUUUCAAUAUAUUGCUACUUAAUCUGUGAUUAUUAGGGGAAUUCUAAAGCAUUCUGAUUUAAGUUGGCAUUUGCUGAAGUGGUUUCAAUUUGAUUUGGAUUUGUUACUACAAGUAAGGUCAAGAGUGCAAUGGCAAAAACUCUAGACAUUCUUCACCCAGCACAAACUAUUUCCAGGCAGCUGUUCUCUUUACCAGAAACUGCUUUCUUAGUUAGCUAAUUCACUGGAUUUAGACAACUUCAUUUUUGCUUGUUAUUUCUUUGGAAGUAUUCUCCUAGCUUUAUCAUGAGUUACAGGUAGCACCUACCAAGAAGCACCAUGAAGGAGUGUCUACAGUCAGCAGCCAUUUCACAAAUCCUUUGAAGCCAACCACUCUUGGCAAGGAGGGUGUGCUUGGGCAGUGCAGAGCCCAUGGCACACUUAGGCCUUGCUGGCCCCAUCUGCUGGGAGGCCCACAGGGGACUGGCUCUGCCCUUGAUGACUUCAGUUCAAGUGUGGUUCAUGUGAGCCAGAGGAUGACUGGCUCAAAACUUGCCUUCUGAAUGUUCCCAACAAGCAGAAAUGCCAAAUUUGUCUCUGUGCUUGGAGAUAUUUUCAGAAUAGACCACAUGGUGCUGUUCUAGUGCUGUCCAGAAAGAAAAGUGGUUGAAGCUGUAGACCUGGUCUCUACCAGCACAGCUGCAAGUGGUGGGUAUGGCUGGGUCAGCUCCACACGACUGUGACAGGAGGGAAAGAGAGUGAUGAGCACAAUCCAAUGCCAAGCAAUCCUGCUGGUUGAUUCUUUAAAUAUGGCCUAAGUCUGUACAUACUCUACACUUUGGCUAUAUUGGGGCAUUCUGAGAGAGGAACAGAAACUUAGUGUUCUGACUAUGUUGUAAUGACUGAAGUGAAACACAGAUCCAUUGACAAGUUGUGAGGGAUAAGAGCAGUUUCUGGCUCUUGUAAGUCAUCAGUAGAGGCUGCAACUACGAGAAUCAGUCCAAAACUAUUGUAGGUGGUGGUAGAGCUGGGUGGAUUGUGUGGCCCACUGGCAUUGGUGCUGUCCACAGAUGAAAUGGCACAAAUUCUCUAGCUCUUUUCUUUGGGGGCUGCAUUGUAAAUACCAACAAAAAAGGGGAAAAUUAUUGAAGGAAGGGAGCAUUCAGUCUUAGCAUAUAAUUUAAAACUCUCCUGAUAAAAACUAUGUGUCAGUCUCAUUGAAACAAUACAGUAAGAAAAGAAUUGACUGUGGCUUGUGUUUGCCAGGAGAUGCUUCAUCUAAAAGCUGGUAGCUUCACUUUACCUUGCUUUGCUUAAUGAGUUGUGAUUACUCUGAAGAACAAAACACCCCCCCCCCCCUAAACUUUUUCUUCUCCAAAGUAAGGUUCCCCUAAAUUUUUAAAUUUGCACUUUAAAAUUAGGCACUGGAUGUGGUGGAAGACAUGGAGAGGUGGUAGAAUUCAAACAGCUGGUUUGCAUAUUGGUGGUGCUACACAAUGUUAUGUGUAAGGUGACAAUGACACCUUGGCCUGUGUACCCACAGGGUUGUGGGAGUGAGAUGCUGGAAAGCCUGGCUCUUAUUUGUACACUCUACUGUUCCCUAUUACACCACAUCCAUUGAAAUAGUAAGCACACUAUUACUCGUGGAUGAAAAGAGGACCCAUGUAAAAUGUGCAAUCAAUGUGGAAUUCUGCAUUUCCCAGUGAAGUUACGGAGGACUAGCAUCCACUUUAUUCCUUACAGAAAUAUUCUAAAAUCAAAUUAGUGGUAGCAACUAGCUAGGUUUUUUGCUUGCUUGUUGGCACACUCACCUAUCUUCAAAGAGCUGAUUGAUAUAUGCAGUGCUUAUUGAGAACUGGUGGAAAAAUGACAGAAGAGACCUGAGAACCAGCAGAUGACUCAGAUUACACUAGAAGUAGGCUCAUCUAGAAAAUUCCAAGCAAGAGAGCACUUUUAACAUCCCCUUUGGCAGUCUUUUGUAUACAGUAAUUUUGUAGCAUGAAAAGCUGUUAAAUUUGCUGUGUUUAAAUUAUUUAGGCCUAUGUUUAUAAAUGUUCUUCUGUGAAACUUGUUAAAAAAAAAUAUAAGCUUAUUUUA
Oenanthe melanoleuca is the source of this 4467-nucleotide messenger RNA. It is a transcript of the gene DNAL1, whose product is annotated as dynein axonemal light chain 1. The transcript is spliced from 8 exons. Gene Ontology annotation, cellular component: cytoplasm. Gene Ontology annotation, molecular function: protein kinase binding. The record is from RefSeq and is a predicted model, not a curated record. Bases 104 to 709 code for a protein of 201 amino acids. NCBI's taxonomy places the organism in Eukaryota, Metazoa, Chordata, Aves, Passeriformes, Muscicapidae.